CAUGGCUUCAGCGAUCCGGCGGAGAUCGCGGUCCUGCGCGGGAGCCUGCUCGCCUGGUACGACAGAUGCAAGCGGGACCUUCCCUGGAGGACACUGGCAGUGACAGAGCUAGAUGCUGACAGACGAGCAUAUGCAGUCUGGGUGUCCGAGAUCAUGCUCCAGCAGACGCAGGUGGCUACAGUGAUUGACUACUACAACCGCUGGAUGCAGAAAUGGCCGACACUGCAGGCUCUGGCGCAGGCGUCCCUGGAGGAGGUGAACGAGCUGUGGGCUGGACUUGGCUACUACUCACGAGGGAAGCGUCUGCAGGAGGCAGCAAGGAAGGUGGUGUCUGAGCUGGCUGGCCAGAUGCCCCGGACGGCUGAGGACCUGCAGAAGCUGCUGCCAGGAGUGGGUCGAUACACGGCAGGAGCCAUCGCAUCCAUUUCAUAUGGGCAGGCUACUGGCGUGGUGGAUGGGAAUGUGAUCCGGGUUCUGUGCCGCCUGCGAUGCAUCGGUGCUGAUUCCAGCAGUCCUGCUGUCAUCGAUCGGCUCUGGGAAAUGGCCAAUGUCCUGGUGGACAGGAGCCGUCCAGGGGAUUUUAACCAAGCCCUGAUGGAGCUGGGGGCAACUGUGUGUGUGCCCAAGGCCCCACUGUGUGGGGAGUGCCCUGUGAAGCAGCACUGCCAAGCACAGCGCAGGGUGGAGAAGGAGCUGGCCUUUGCCUCUCAGAAGCUGUUUGGAAAACCUGCCCCAGUGCCUGAUGUUGAGGAAUGUGGUGUUGGGGAUUGCCCCCUGUGUCCCCCAGCCACGGAGCCAUGGGACAGCAGCCUGGGGGUGACCAACUUCCCCCGGAAAGCAGCGAAGAAGCAACCGCGGGUGGUGCGAACAGCCACAUGUGUGCUGGAGCGGAGGGGCUGCCAUGGGGCCCCAGAGUAUCUCAUCGUGCAGAGACCCAGCUCAGGUCUCCUGGCUGGGCUCUGGGAGUUCCCAAGUCUCCCACUGGAUCAAGAUCUGCAGGAGGAGAAGGAGAGGGAGGCACUGGCAGCUCACCUCCAGGCCUGGAUGGGGCAGCCCAUGGCAGCCAAAGGCCUGCGGCUCAUGGGAGAGGUUAUCCACAUCUUCUCUCACAUCCACCAGACAUAUGUGGUCUACUCCCUGCCCCUGGAUGGGGAUGUGACCCUGGAACCUGGCUUGUCCCCAUCCCGCUGGGUGACGGAGGAGGAGUUCCAUGCCUCAGCUGUGUCCACAGCUAUGAAGAAGGUGCUGAAAGCGCGUGAGAAGCAGCGUGGGAAGAUCAGCCCUGGCAAGGGCUCCAAGCGGAAGCGGGGGGCAAAAGCACAGGCAGCAGGCAGCAACGGUCUCGGAACGCAGCUCUCCCUCCAUGCCUUCCUCCGGGCACCGACUGCCCCGUGA
This is a messenger RNA of Acanthisitta chloris (rifleman), 1395 nucleotides long. It is a transcript of the gene MUTYH, whose product is annotated as mutY homolog. The record is from RefSeq and is a predicted model, not a curated record. The transcript has 14 exons. Gene Ontology annotation, cellular component: nucleus. Lineage: Eukaryota; Metazoa; Chordata; Aves; Passeriformes; Acanthisittidae. Gene Ontology annotation, molecular function: 8-oxo-7,8-dihydroguanine DNA N-glycosylase activity; oxidized purine DNA binding; purine-specific mismatch base pair DNA N-glycosylase activity. Gene Ontology annotation, biological process: base-excision repair; mismatch repair. The annotation marks the transcript as partial.